UUUGGUUGUCUCUGCCCUGUGCUUCCCUGUCUGCCCAGAAUAAACCCUGUAUCCCCCUUACUCACGGCUCCCUUCUCCUGCUUCCCUGACACCUAUGUGGUUGGCCAGUUCUGAGCAAUUGUUACAUUGUUGGAGAACUGAAGAGUUCAUCAGAAAGACUGUGUGCGGAUUCUGGUUUUUUCCCAACUUCAACUGAUGAGAGCAGGACACCCAGAAAAGAGUACCAGGAAGGUUUCUUGCGUUCCGGCACCUGUCAUCAUCUGCAGUCAGAAGCCAUCAUUCGUGGUCCCCACUCUAUAGUGACGCAGGCAUCCCACUUUGUAGCCUGGACUGUACGCCUUGGUCCCACAGGAUGCUGGGAGGUGGGGCUGGGAGUCCUCUGAUGGUAGGAGGAUUGGCUUCUAGGGGACCCCUCUCCUCGGCCGCACCCAGAAAGGUCCCUGAUCACAGCAGCUCAGCUUGCCUGAGAGAAACGGAGGUGAGAAAAGACAUCACGAAGACGAGGCGCAGUGCCGCAGUGCGAGGGCACUUCGAGCGACCUCCUCCUGCAGCUAGCUAUUCCAUCGGUGCCGCACUGGAAACGCGAGAUGGUGACUUCGAGCACAGAAGCGAGCGAUGGACCAAGGCCGGACGCAGAAGAUGGCCCGACCUGGAGCAAGGCUCUUUGGCCGUCAGGAUGGGGGCCGGAUGGCUCUCGGAUCUGACCGCGGCGGGAGGGGGCCCUCGCCGGAUGCCGUGGCCGAUUUCGCCUCCGUGCAUCAGGAGGCAAUGUCGUGAUGGUCACAGCUCCGCUGGAGAAUCCGGGCAGGAGGACGUCCUCCAAGACAGACCUCUCUGGGGUACAUUUGCUGUGAGGACUGGUGCAGAGCUGCUACCCAAAGCCACCUGCGGACGAAUGGAACAGGCGCUGUUACUUAGCGCUGCAGUACAACCAGCACACGUCGGAAAGAUCCGGAGCCCACCUACAAUUCCAACAAGACUUUUCAAGCUCUUAGGAGGUUCAUCUUGUCCCACCGUAGGCCACAGCAGAUCACCUCCAAAGCUGUCGCAUCAGGCCGUCUCGGUGAUCCCGAUCCGGGGCUCGAGAGGACCGGCAGCUGUAUGACCUCGCUGCGGAGGAGAAGGCGGAUCGAUGGCUCAUCUGAACGCCUCCUCAGUGCAGGCCUUUCCCCGCUUCUCUACACGAGCCGUUUGAGCUGACUGUAGAUGGACCAAGCUGGACUCGGCAGGCAGUGCAGGUGGCCCAGAAGGGGAUCCGCUGACUCUCAUCGCUCCCCCAGCUCGCUGUAUGAAAUUCCACAACCGAUGGCCACCAGUACUGCCGAGCCUCCCACCAGAAACCCAAUUCCGCCAAUGAUGUCAAAGGGACAGUCUUAAACAGAUUGGUGCCACACAGCCUUUUGCACAAUAAAGGGGUGCAGUUGGGUGAAUGGGCCCUGUACCCUAUAGUCCACUGUUGGAAUGUUGCCCAUGUAAUAAAACAUACUAAAGCAA
Brienomyrus brachyistius is the source of this 1494-nucleotide messenger RNA. RefSeq lists its product as uncharacterized. The record is from RefSeq and is a predicted model, not a curated record. Bases 353 to 1105 code for a protein of 250 amino acids. The transcript has 11 exons. NCBI's taxonomy places the organism in Eukaryota, Metazoa, Chordata, Actinopteri, Osteoglossiformes, Mormyridae.